AUGCAGACUGCUUCUACAAACAUUUGUGAAAGACUGUGCAAUAAAUUCAUCCGUGACAUUUCCUUCCUACUAAAUAUUCCACAGCCAACUGUUAGUGGUAUUAUAACAAGGUGGAAGCAACUGGGAACAACAGCAACUCAGCCAUGAAGUGGUAGGCCACGUAAUAUGACAGACCAGGGUCAGCACAUGGUGAAGUGCACAGAAGUCCCUAACUGUCUGCAGAGUCAAUAGCUAAAGACCUCCAAACUUCGUGUGACCUUCAGAUUAGGACAACAGUGCAUAGAGAGCUUCAUAGAAUGGGCUACCAUGGCCGAGCAGCUGCAUC
Messenger RNA from Staurois parvus, 325 nucleotides. Lineage: Eukaryota; Metazoa; Chordata; Amphibia; Anura; Ranidae. The record is from the annotation of a GenBank genome assembly.